This is a messenger RNA of Carassius carassius (crucian carp), 916 nucleotides long. Its product is annotated as tumor necrosis factor receptor superfamily member 14-like. Gene Ontology annotation, biological process: positive regulation of peptidyl-tyrosine phosphorylation; positive regulation of cytokine production involved in immune response; negative regulation of alpha-beta T cell proliferation. Gene Ontology annotation, cellular component: external side of plasma membrane. Gene Ontology annotation, molecular function: protein binding. The coding region runs from base 221 to 916 and encodes 231 amino acids. The record is from RefSeq and is a predicted model, not a curated record. NCBI's taxonomy places the organism in Eukaryota, Metazoa, Chordata, Actinopteri, Cypriniformes, Cyprinidae. The transcript is spliced from 6 exons.
AUGGUCAUUCCUCUUGUUUUAAGGAGUUGAGUCUCCUGCUGCUGUAUUAAUGUAUACAAUAAAUGUCAAUGUAUAAUUAGUGUUUAGUUUUGAGACCCAUACAUUUUAUUAAAAUGGAUUUAAAAGUGUCUGGCACAAUUUAUUUCUGUCUAUUUUACUGAAAGCCAUCUAACACAAAUCUCUUUUUCACCUCUGCAGAUGAUUUAUUCAGUUCCCAGAUAUGUCUAUAUUAUAUAAUCUAUCAAAACUGCUUCCUCUCCUCUUCGUGAACAUUGUGCUUUGUGUGGCAGCUUGUAAUAAAGCAGAAUAUGAAAUUAAUGGGGAGUGUUGCCCAAAGUGUGAUCCAGGAAAGCGAGUUUAUAGACACUGUGAUGAGUUCACAAGCACAACAUGUGAUUCAUGUCCCAUCAGGACUUACUCUGAUGCUCCUAAUGGAUUUACAGAGUGUCUGCCCUGUUCUGUGUGUGAUACGAGAGAUGGACUGAGAGUAAAGCAGGCAUGUACAGUAAAAUCAGACACAGUGUGUGGACCUCUUCCUGGUUAUUACUGUAUAGACUCGCUCUAUAACUGUAAAAGAGCCAAGAAACAUUCAUCCUGCUCACCUGGACAAUACAUCAAGCAAACCGGAACAGAGUUCAGAGAUACAGUGUGUGAUGACUGUCCUGCUGGUUCAUAUUCAGAUGGUACAGUCUGCAGAUUGCACACAGACUGUGAAUCUCUGGGUAAAACAACAAUCAGUGAAGGAACAGAUACGACUGAUGCUGAGUGCAGAGAUAGACCAACUUCAUUACUGAAACUGAUUCUGUGUGUGUGGAGUGUGUUUGCUGAUAGGGAGACACCUCACUGUAUUACAGGGUCAAAGGUCAAUCCAGACACUUUAUCUGACUGCAGGAAGAGGAACAUUGAGUCUGUUUGA